AAUCAACGGUAUUUAAAACAAUAGAACGCGUGAAGGAUUUAUUGCAAAAGGAAAUUGGACGAGGAUCACUUUGUUAGUUAUUUUCACAAAAUAAACCUCAUAAAAUUUUGUUUAAAACGUAUUCCUUAAUAAAUAAAUCAAACUAAAUAUGGUUAAAAUACCUUUGGUUCCGCAAUGGAAUCUUAACAAUGGUUGUGUUUGUACACCGGAUGGUGGUUUCCUGUAUGCAGGUUCUCGCAGCAUUAAUUUUAUUAGUUCUGUGGAGACUGACAAUGAAACACCCAUAAUACAAUGCUUUCACACUCGCCAAGGCAUACUCAGUUUAGAUAUUGAUCCGCACUGGGGUCAAUUGGACAGUGUUAGUGGGGAUGUUGGUUCCAAUGAGGAUUUGGAUAAAAAUGCUGUUGCAGUUGGCAAAGAAAAAGAGCCGGCAAAGUUAUUUGCGGCCUUGUUACAAGACAAUUCCGUACAAAUAUGGGAUUUCAAUAAAGGUUGUGCUAUACAGGGACAUAAAGCCCACUUGGCUUAUAUGCGUUAUAUGGAGGGCAAUGGUCCUUCACCCCAGCACGCCGGAGAAGUGCUCAUUAGUUACAUGUGUAAUAGAAAUGUUUUGUCAGUAGAUAAUCAAGAUAUUGUAGUGUAUUGUGUGGCCUCAAAUUCAUUUUAUCGUCGACCCAUGUUUAUAUCCUCAAGAAAUCAUCAGAUGACUUCGCUGAAAUGUUCUCCCUAUAAUGAAAAUCAUUUUGCAAUUGGUACAAAACGUGGUCUGGUCUUAUUGUGUGAUUUACAGAAAAUGUCCACAUUAUAUACCCUUAGAGGUCAUGACACUUUCAUAACAUCAUUGGCUUGGACUCGUGUGGAUUUAUCGGCGGAAAUUAUUGAUGAAAAGCCGCAGGAGUCGGCAAAACCUAAAGCCGUACAAAAGCAACAAUCUAAAGGAGGAAAAUUAAGUAGAUCAGGUGCCACAAUAGACACGGACGAAAUAUUCGAUAUCUAUGAUUAUGACUAUUUGGAAAACGAAUUUGGUGCUUCUACGCAUGAUGUGAAAGUGAAAAAUGAAUUUAUUUCGGAUUUUGUGGGCAUAGAAAAACCCCAAGAGUCCUCUACAACAGCGAAAUUUGAUUUUGCCGAGGCUUGUCAGAGCCUCAAAGAAGAAAUCAAUGCCUUAAGAGAUGAACCACCGCAAACAUCACCCGAGCACACAAUUAGUUUGGAAGAGUGUAAACAGGCGACCAAUAGUCGAGACGAUUUAUCGUCGUGUGGCAGUGAUGGUGAUGACGAGGCUGAUGAUAAAGACAAACAAUUAUCAAGCGAUAAAGAAUCAUCAGAUGGUAGUUUGGUGCGUUUAGUAUGUCGUACACCUUCCUCAGAAGAGAGUGUAGAUGUGGACGGUAUGUAUAUUAACAAGCAACAGAGCAUAAUUUGCCAAGCAGACGUACACAACAGCCAGUCUCAAGACAAUGAACAACCUAAAACUAGUGAAGCCUUGGAAAUACAUUCAAACGAUGACGAUAUACAAAUAAUCAGUGAACCAACUAUCGAAAAGGAAAAAGAGGAGGAAUUGAAAUGUCCUAAAGCUAAUGAAGUCGGUGACAUUUUAUUGGCAUCCACCAGUGCUGAUGGAGGAUUUAAUAUUUGGAAUGCUACAACUGGAGCCACUUGUGAUUCUCAUAAAGUUCGAUCAUCUCAUGGAGGCAAAAAUAAUCAUAUUCAAGCCUCUUGGAUUUCAUCUACCUCAAUAAUAAUCAACAAUAAAGCCGGUGAAUUGCAGAUGUGGUGUAUGCAACCACUAACGAAUAAUCAGCUGUCUCAAAAGUGUGGCUUUAGGCCGUACAAGUUUAAGGAAACAAAACGUCGCUGGUCUCAACGUUCUGUGAUCUCAUUUGCCUGUUCUCUCAAACAACAAUUAGUUUGGUGUAUAUCGUCUUAUCGUGAAGUUGCUCUGGAAGACAUCAAGCUAAAUAAAACAAAAUUAAAAUAUAGUUGUGUUUCCACAAACAUUGGUGCCAUGCAAGAGUGUCCCGAUGAUAUGAAUAAAAUUGCAUUAGGUUUUUCGGAUCGUCGAAUUGGCAUAAUAGACAUCUCCAAAAUGACACCAACUUCAGUGCAUAUUGACAAUUUUGUACAACGCAUUGAAUCGAAUGUUAUGUCUUUGGUAUGGAGUCCAGAUUGCAAGAAGUUAGCCUAUGGUACAAUGGAGGGAAGAAUUGGUAUCAUUAAUAUAGAAGCAUCUAAUAAACAACCAUUUACUUAUAAUUCAAUUUGCGGCAAACCAAUAUAUUCCAUAAGCUGGCAGGAUAAAUUCUUGUAUGUGGUCUGUAACGAACGUAUAGCUGUUUAUGAAGAUGAUCCAAAUAAAAAGGAUCCUUAUGUUAUUCCUGAAAUUGAUAGUGUUGCAUGUAUUUCACUACGCAGCAAAUAUCUUUUUGUUGGCACUCAAAAUGGCCAGUUGAAGAUGUUUAUUCGCACAGGUAGCACAUAUUUUCAAUAUGAACACAAAAUUUCUAUGGAAUUGGCACCUCGCUAUAUUAGCGACAUAUCUUGGAGUCCCAUAGCAACAAAUAAAUUAGCUGUUGUGGCUAAUGCCAACAACAUACACAUUUUGGAAUUUAACCAUGAAACAGCUGACUUACAAAUAAAACGUAAAAUUGAAAUAAAUGCACCGAAGGCGGCCAAUGGCUGCGCUAAAUGGAGUAAUCGUAAUGAAAACUAUUUUCUAACAUGUGGCUUUGAUGGUGCAGUGCGCGUUUGGGAUAUAUCGAAUGAAACAAAUCCGGAACUGUUUGUUAAAAUCUAUCAUUGUCCAAUGUCAUGUGGCCUCUUCAUGCCAACCGAUGAGGAGAUUAUUCUAUGCUCUGGCAAAAGUGCUGCAUUGGAAUUUAUCGAUAUGCGGGUGGAAAGAACCGAAAGCACUUCGGGCAAAUCGAAACGUGCAAGCGCUCGAACAUUGGAUACCGUGCAGUGGGCCACAAAAGCUCUAACACGUAACGAGGCCAAAUCACAGUCAGUGGAUAAAAAACUCAACCGUCGUCUGGCCAAAACGCCGGAAAAUAAUGUAGCAGAGGUGGUCGAAAAUAAUGUUGCGGCGGAUGGUAAAGUAGAGAAUGGUGUGACGACCAGUGAAGAGGUAUCAACCAUGUUGGAGAAGCUGCAUUUACAAAAGACAGAAGGAUCGAUUAAUAAUACAUCUGUUUAUAUGAAGAAUCCUCUAACUUUAUUGUAUCUUACGACAAAAGAAAUUAAUAAAGAUGCCUUGGAUUUAAUGUUUUCCAUAUUGAGCACUCCGAAACCGUGUGGAAAUAAGUCGCUGAGUGCCAAAUUAUUUGGUACAAAAUCUGAAGCGAAAGAAGUACUGGCAGAUGAAUUAAAAAAUCAUCAACAUAGUGAAAUUAAAGGAAUCUCUAGCUUGUUUAUGCCUCAAUUGAAUGGCAAUCUUAAAGAUGAAAUACUCCGAUGUGUACAGACUAAACAACUGUGUGAAUGGCAUGUUUCCUUGGCGCCCAGUAUUUCCUAUAGUUUUUGGCAAAAAUGUUGUCAAGCCUAUGCAGAACAACUAAUUGAACAGGGUUAUGCCUUACAAGCUGCUGCGUAUAUGCUGGCUAUACACCAACAGCAAGAUGCCAUAGAAAUGUUAAUGGAACAGAAACUGUUCAAGGAGGCCUUACUUAUUGCACGUAUUUAUUUACAAAGCGAAGAUCCUCUUAACAACACAAUAAGCGAACAAUGGAUAACACAUUUAUAUGCUAAUGGAAAUCUAACGGGUGCAGCAUUAUUGUGUUUGUUGACGAAACAAAAUAAUCGUGCAUAUGAAUGUUUAGCUAAAAUACGUAAUACCGCUCCCGAAAUUGAGCGCGUUAUUCGUCUCUUGAAAUCAUCGGACAUUCAAGUAUAAAAAUGCAUUUUUUUUUAAACAAUAAAAAUAGUUUUAGUGUUUUGAACAAAUUAUAACCAGUAUUCCAUACAAAAAAAAAACAA
This is a messenger RNA of Calliphora vicina (urban bluebottle blowfly), 3975 nucleotides long. It is a transcript of the gene rig, whose product is annotated as rigor mortis. Gene Ontology annotation, biological process: spliceosomal snRNP assembly. Gene Ontology annotation, molecular function: protein binding; mRNA 3'-UTR binding. Bases 149 to 3892 code for a protein of 1247 amino acids. The transcript is spliced from 9 exons. The record is from RefSeq and is a predicted model, not a curated record. NCBI's taxonomy places the organism in Eukaryota, Metazoa, Arthropoda, Insecta, Diptera, Calliphoridae. Gene Ontology annotation, cellular component: SMN complex; nucleus.